This is a messenger RNA of Oncorhynchus tshawytscha (Chinook salmon), 4222 nucleotides long. RefSeq names its product protocadherin gamma-A11-like. NCBI's taxonomy places the organism in Eukaryota, Metazoa, Chordata, Actinopteri, Salmoniformes, Salmonidae. Gene Ontology annotation, cellular component: plasma membrane. The coding region runs from base 1598 to 4024 and encodes 808 amino acids. The record is from RefSeq and is a predicted model, not a curated record. Gene Ontology annotation, biological process: homophilic cell-cell adhesion. Gene Ontology annotation, molecular function: calcium ion binding. The transcript has a single exon.
UUAAAUAAAAAUAAAAACAGCUGGUGACAUGGUGAAGUGGAAGACUCAGAUGUUGUGGAGUUAUAUUUACAGUAGAUCUUCUCUGUUUUGGAUUUUGAGAUCGGUACACUAUAAAAAAAAUAUUCUGGGGUGAAUUGAAAUCUACAAAAAAAAACAUACUUAAUUUAAAAAAAGAGUUCAAGUAAUUUCAGUGAUUUGUACAUUUAAAAAGAAUGUAUAUUUUAUUAGGAUUACCAAAGAGAUAGAACAUUUAGUGAUCUAAUUUUAAUACAUGUGAGUACAUUUUAAUAAGAAUAAUAUUUCUCUUAAUUGAAUCAUUUAAGUUCUUGCAACAACUUGCCGGUAAUUCAACAUUUUUUAUGACAGAAGAAAAUGAAUCAUCAAACAAUACUUGCAUCUCUACUUCCAGCUACUGCUUGUCAAUUGAGCAUUGAGAUCAACAAUGCCUGUCAAAGUGGUUUAAAAUGGCAAAUUAUCAAAUACAUUAAACAAUGUUAAACAUUACAUUUUUUUGAAACACUAAUUCUGUCUGUUGUGUUUUACUAAAUAUUUGUGUGAGAUCAACUCAUAUUUAAUCAGAUUAUCAGGGAAUACAACACAUUUUUUAUGGCUAUUAUUAAUUCCCUGGAUUUACUUUAUUUGUGUAAAUCCAAACAAUUUAUUUAAAACAUCUACUUAAAAACAUAGGAAGUUACAUCUACUAGUAAUAUUAAAUUAGGUGUCAUCUUGUUGACCUCAUUUUUAAAAGUAUAUUCAACACUUAAUUUGUUACAGUACUAAAUAAGUACAUUCCUUUUUUCUCCAUAUGUCUUUACCACUUCCUUAAACAUGCUGGGAAAUCCUUUCACUUAAAUAAUGUCUACCUAACAUUCAUCAAUAUUGUGUAGCCUACUUAUUGCGUAGCAUGGCUAGACUGUAGCCUUCUUUCUGUGAUCUUACCCGCCUACUUCAGUUGCUAGGCCUACUUAAGUUUCGAGAGAACACGUUUCAUCACCUUGAUGUGGACGGUGCUCACUGCAUUAGCAUUUAUAUGUGUGAUAUGAAGUUGAGUUGUGAAUUAUGUGAUAGUGGACUAUUUGUUAUUUCAGAUAAAGUAGUUCUUAUUUGUGUGUGCAUUUUAUGUGAGAAGUGAAUCAAGUGUUUUGACAUUGGAUGAGUUGUUAUGGUGAAUUUAACUUUCGUUAUUUGAGAAUCAAUUGUCGGCAGCUGAUGUAAGUAGGGGCAUAUGGGCUUAUUUCCUAGAGACUUUCAUUUGUGUGCUUGCAUUUUUGUUUUACUAAAAUAACAAAUAUUAUCGUUUGGAAACACUCAGUAUAGUGUUAUUCUCUGUUUUUUAUAGACCUACUUGGGAUUGCAAUUAUGGAAAAGUACUCCAUGUGUCGCUAUUCACCAGCUAAAGCCAUAUCUCCCCAACCAAUAUCCUGCUGUAGGCUGUAAGGAAAGGGGGAGACUCAUUUGAAUACAGUGUAGGCUAGCGAAAGAACCCAUCACUUGGUAGAACAUAACACGUAUUGACCCAGUCGAUUUUUUCAUUUUUUCCAACUGAAAAUAUAUUGUUUGAUAACCAUACUAUUGGAAUAAACGUUGGUCACUGAAAAUGGAAUGCAAGGGAUUCUCGUUCUCUGCCUCAUUGCUCGGCCUGGCUUUGUUUCUUUUCCUGCUGCGCACCAGCUAUGGAGACGUGACCUAUUCUUUUCCGGAGGAGAUGAAACGCGGAUCUGUGAUCGGGAAUAUAGCCAAGGAUCUCGGCCUGGAUCCAAAAGGACUGUAUGUUCGUAAAGCUCGUCUAGAAAUGGAUGGUAGCAACACACUGUAUUGUGACAUUAACCUGAGCAAUGGCGACCUGAUUGUUGCUGAGAGAAUGGACAGGGAGCAGCUCUGUGGCAGAAGGGUUUUGUGUGUAUUGAAAUAUGAAAUGGUGCUCGAGAAUCCUUUAGAAUUACACCGCGUCGUUCUUCAGAUACAAGAUAUUAAUGACAAUUCACCACAAUUCGCGAACGAUCGCAUUACGUUUGAGAUCAGAGAAUCAGCCGUUAAAGGCGCUCGAUUUGCGGUCCAUCAGGCUCAUGAUGCAGAUAUAGGACUGAACGCUGUUCAAAGCUACACACUACAAAGGAACGACCAUUUUAGUCUAGCCGUUAAUACAAUACCUGGUGGGGGAAAGUAUGGGGAGUUAACGUUAGAAAAAGAGUUAGAUCGAGAACAACAGCAGGAGGUGACUUUAUUACUUACUGCUGUUGAUGGUGGGACUCCGCAGAGAUCUGGUACUGUAGUUAUACACGUCACUGUGCUGGAUGCUAAUGAUAAUGUCCCAGCAUUUAGCCAGAACGUCUAUAAGGUCAGAAUACCUGAAAAUGCACCCCUGGGUACUGUUGUAGUGACCGUGAGCGCCACAGACGUUGACGAGGGACAAAAUGGCGAAGUGGUGUAUAUAUUUGGUCCAAUUUCAGUUGAAUUGAAUGAAUUAUUUUCUCUUGACCCUAAAACGGGUGACAUUAGUUUAUCUGGACAGAUGGACUUCGAAAAGGAGUCCGUUUAUGAAAUUAGCAUACAGGCCCAGGAUAGCUUGGGGUUGACGUCCUUUGCCAACGUUGUCAUCGAGAUUACAGAUGUAAAUGACAAUGCCCCGGUAAUAUCUCUUAAAUCUUUGACCAAUCCCAUCCCUGAGAACGUGUUACCUGGCACAGAGGUGGGAAUCAUUAAUGUACAGGAUAAAGACUCGGAGGGAAAUAGACAGGUCCGAUGCUCCAUUCAACAAAAUGUUCCGUUUAAACUUAACCCUUCUAUUAAAAACUAUUAUUCUCUGGUCACAACAGUUGAACUAGAUCGUGAGAAAAUAUCAGAAUAUAACAUAACUAUCACUGCCACUGACGAGGGGACUCCGCCUUUAUCCUCAUCAAAGAUCAUUCAUUUAUCUGUGUCAGACGUGAAUGACAACCCACCUGUGUUUGAAGAACAAUCCUACAACGCCUACAUGACUGAAAAUAACAAGCCUGGCUUCUCUAUGUGUUCUGUUACUGCCAGAGACCCAGACUGGAGACAGAACGGCACGGUGGUCUAUUCUCUAUUGCCCAGUGAGAUUAAUGGUUUUCCGGUGUCCUCAUUUUUAUCAAUUAACGGAGACACCGGGGUGAUCCAUGCUGUGAGAGCAUUUGAUUAUGAGCAGUUUAGGAGCUUCAAAGUCCACGUUGUAGCCAGAGACAAUGGUUCUCCUCCACUCAGCAGUAACGUGACAGUGAGUAUCUUCAUAACAGAUGAGAAUGAUAACUCUCCCCAGAUAUUAUACCCUGCUCCAGCAAGGAACUCCUUGAUGACUGAGAUGGUCCCCAAAGCUGCUCUGGCGGGGUCCCUAGUUUCCAAGGUGAUAGCUGUGGAUGCUGACUCUGGACAGAACGCGUGGCUUUCAUAUCACAUCGUGAAAUCGUCUGAUCCUGGACUUUUCACUAUUGGUAUCCACGGUGGAGAGAUCCGGGCACAUCGGGACAUUUCUGAAUCGGACAGUAUGAAGCAGAACCUUGUUAUAUCAGUGAACGAUAACGGACAGCCCUCUCUGUCUACAACCUGUGAUGUAUAUUUACUCAUAUCAGAUAACUUGGCUGAUGUUCCAGAACUGAAAGACAUGGCUUACGAGGAUAGUUCCAAACUAACUUCCUAUUUGAUCAUUGGUCUGGUCUCUGUUUCCACCUUUUUCCUGACUUUCAUUAUUGUCAUCCUGGCCGUGAGGUUCUGCCGCAGUAGAAAGCCUAGAAUGUUGUUUGAUGGAGCAGUCGCCAUUCCCAGCGCGUAUUUCCCUCCCAACUAUGCAGAGGUGGAUGCAGCUGGAACUCUGCGCAGUUCUUACAAUUAUGACGCAUACCUGACAACGGGCUCACGCACCAGUGACUUCAAGUUUGUCAGAUCUUACAAUGACAGCACCCUGCCUGCUGAUGUUACACUGAAGAGGAGCCCAGAUAAUGUAUUAGAAGGGAGUAUCAUCACGCUCAACCCUGCAGGAGACUCUGAGGUAACCCAUGCCUUUAUUUAGCAUUUUAUGAGGAUGGUUUGUCCUACGUGGCUUUGAAACGAAAUAAUACUUAUUUCCUUCUUGGCAAUAGCAAACUUCCUAACGUGAAAGGCCCAACGCUAUGUUUUAAUUGCAGGUUGUAUAUUAAAGUUAGCUAAACAGCAUUAGUAUGCUCUUCUAGUGUGAGAGAGUAAGGCGCAACAUGAAGUCAUCUGAAGG